UACACUCUCAAUCCUCAUCGUCAAAUAAAAUAUUUUUCUUCUUUUUUAAGAUCCCUCCAUGGUCGUUGUAAUUUACUUUUAGCAUUUAAUUCAUUAACUAUAACACCUUUACAACUUUUUUCUGGCGUUAAAUUUUUUGUUUUAUUUUCUGGAACUAAUUUUAUAAGACUUAAAACUUGCUAUUAUUUUGCUUUUUUACCUUUAAUUGGGGCUGGAUUGGCUACAAGUGCACAAUUAUGUGUUGGAGUGGAUAGAUUAAUUAGUGUUUUGUUUCCUUUUUGGUAUAAAGACAGCGAUAUUUACAUUUCUACCUCAAUUUUAUUAAUUUUCUGUGUUAUUAGAUGUUUUAUUGUCACUUGUUAUUAUGUUUAUGGCAUUUCACUACAUCCUGACAAGUAAAUGAUUAUUAAAAAAUAUGAUCUGCACCAAUUCUAUGCAUGUACAUCCUCGGAAUAAUAGAAGAACCCUCUCUUAACAUAUAGGAGAUAAACUCUUGGACAUUAAGUUAGAACAAGUUGAUACUAAAAAGGAAAAAGUAUGAAUAUAAGCUGAUGAAAAGGGAUAGUUAAGAAUUACAUCUCUAAUAAGUGGCCCUCUCUAAUCGAAGUUUAACAAGAUUAAUUAUUAAAAAAGACACUAAUGAGCGACUCUGUGGGAGUACUGGUAUAUCUUAAGACGCUGUCCUUGUAUUGAGGAUAUACCUAUGUAAAAAUUAUUUAAGCAUGGUAAUGUGCGGGCCAGGGGAUAUUGUUACACCAGAUAUUGCCCCUUUUAUCUACACUGAAGGUCUAGUUUUGUUUUUCAUUGAAUUUGGUUGUUAUGUUGUUAUUUGGAUAAUUAUUUUAAUUAAAAAUUCUUCUCAAGGUAAAAAGUCGGGAAAGAUAAUAAAUGAUAUUUUGCUAAUUUUAAAGAGAUGGCAUAUGCAAAAAAAUUAA
Molecule: messenger RNA, 935 nt
Organism: Meloidogyne enterolobii
Lineage: Eukaryota; Metazoa; Nematoda; Chromadorea; Rhabditida; Meloidogynidae
Source: the annotation of a GenBank genome assembly